Molecule: messenger RNA, 1149 nt
Organism: Epithele typhae
Lineage: Eukaryota; Fungi; Basidiomycota; Agaricomycetes; Polyporales; Epitheliaceae
Exons: 8
Coding region: 1-1149 (382 amino acids)
Source: RefSeq, a predicted model, not a curated record
AUGAAUUCCGCCCUGGGUGCCACUUUCUUCCACUUAUCACUCAAUCCUUUGGUGAUGUCGCUUUCCACCACGACGACGGAUUCUCACGAGCUGCUCAAGUACUCGCGCGCGCGCAACGCGGGACCCAGCGAGGCCGGCAAUGGCGAAUGGCAGAUGUUCAGCACCCCGACCAUACGCCUGACGAUUGAAGCCACCAAGGCACCCGACGGCCGUCUUCACUCUUUCAGAAAGAUCGUAUUUGAAGACUUGAACUUUGUCGUGUACUCGUCCAUGCCCGACAUGCAGGCGCCCCUCACACCACCCCUCAAAGCGGUCUACGAAGGUCCUGUGGUCGGCUUCCGUUAUCAGCGUCCCAGUCCACGCGACGUCUCUGUCACUCGGACAAGCUCCACUUUUGUGAACUCGAUCCGCUUCAUUUGCGUCUGCGUCCAGAACCCCAAUACUCAGUGUCCCCCACCUGCAGCCAAGGGCCGGAAGAGGCCUCUCGAGUCUGGCCAAAGCUCGGAUAUCUCUCGGAUGUGCCUCAAAGUGCGCGGCGACGCGUCCCUGCUCCUACUCCUUCGUUCUAGGCUCGCCGCGUCCGAUGACGACGCCGUCUUCGAGCUGGAACAGCGGCAGGCCAACAAAUCCAAUGCGCGCAGCUCCGAAUCUCGCCCGUCAUCUGCUUUCGCCGACUACCCGUCUUCUGACCUGCCCCCCUCCGACCCGAUCCCGACGCCAGCUCUGUUUCGCCGUCCUUCCGCGUCAAGAUUCUUCGACACCGUCCUCGGAAGUUCGCAAGAUCCUAGUCCGCCUCAGCAGUCCUCAUCAUCCAACGAAGCUUCUUCCGGCGUCGGCACCGGCUCGGUACCCCACUCCCGUCUUCGCCUCGCCGGCCUAUCUAAGUCAAGAAGCACGGCGCGCUGGGCGGUGGAGUGCGCGGACGGGGACGCGCACGCGCACAACGCGACCGCGUUCGCACGCGUCUGGGACGCCCUCGUCGAGACCUCGCCGCUGCUCGCGCCCGUGUGGGGCACGUCGUGGGUCCAGAGCGCGGCGUGGCCGCUGCGCGUGAAGGCGAGGCUCACGGCGCCGGUCGCGGCGGAGCGCGCGGCGCACCCGCCGUCGCCGCCGUCGAACAGGUUCGACCCGUGGUGGUACGUUCCUUGA